Molecule: messenger RNA, 851 nt
Organism: Corticium candelabrum
Lineage: Eukaryota; Metazoa; Porifera; Homoscleromorpha; Homosclerophorida; Plakinidae
Product: oocyte zinc finger protein XlCOF7.1-like
Exons: 2
Source: RefSeq, a predicted model, not a curated record
CAUUUAGGAUUUUUUAGGUGUGUGACUCGAUGGGACCAGGAGCUUCAACAUGCUACCAAUACUGAUCUUCAACGAAAAUGGGGUGAUGUAAAUCUGAUGUCUGACGUCCUUCGUCGCCGCUGCCUUCAGUGGUUAGGACAUGUUGCUCGAAUGCCUGCAAUCAGAUUACCAAAGAAACUAUUAUUUGGGUGGCUGUCACAUUCUAGACCAGCUCAAGACCCCCGCCUCAGAUGGGAAGACAGGAUCCAGACUGACUUGAAACGUCAGGAUGAAGUUACACGUACCUCUCCUGAACGAUCCUUUUCAUGUGCUGUGUAUUGCCGCUCCUUUCGCAGUCAUUCAGGUGUGAAACGGCACAAGUGGAUUGUGGAACGCCAACUGCCUCUGUGUGAACAACCAGGCGCAGUGCAAUGUGCCAAGUGUCAUCGGUGGCUGAGAAGUAGGGAUGGACUAGCAAUACAUAAAUGUUUAAAUGUGUCUUCUUCAUCAUCAUCGACUCUAUUAUUGAUCCGGUCAUCAUCACUUGCCUCCAAUGAUUGUACCUCAAGUCGGAUACCGGAGCCUGAUAGGACAUGCUGUUGCUGCCAUUGUAGUCAAUGUGGACGGUGCUUCAAAUCCAAGCCAGGAUUCCAACGGCUUAACUGUCAUCAUGGCAAACGCUGUUCAGAAAAAGACAGCAGUCAACUUCCCCUGUCUUGCACAUGUGGAAGACGUUUGCGGUGGCUCAAGGACAUACAGAGACAUAAGUGCAGACAGUAACUACCUCAUCUUUCAGCUCUCUCCAUAGAUGGGCGGCGUGGCAGACACUGGCAUCUGUCAUCAAGUCAAGUGUGUGUGUGUGUGUGUGUGUG